Molecule: messenger RNA, 1890 nt
Organism: Caenorhabditis briggsae
Lineage: Eukaryota; Metazoa; Nematoda; Chromadorea; Rhabditida; Rhabditidae
Exons: 3
Coding region: 1-1890 (629 amino acids)
Biological process (GO): vesicle-mediated transport; cellular response to unfolded protein; protein refolding
Cellular component (GO): cytosol; plasma membrane; nucleus
Molecular function (GO): ATP hydrolysis activity; heat shock protein binding; ATP binding
Source: RefSeq, a predicted model, not a curated record
AUGUCUUCGUGCAAAGCUAUUGGAAUCGACCUCGGUACGACAUAUUCAUGUGUUGGAGUCUACCAGAAUGGAAAGGUUGAAAUCCUUGCCAACUCCGAAGGAAACAAAACAACGCCUUCAUAUGUUGCAUUCACUGAUACAGAACGAUUGGUUGGAGAUGCGGCAAAAGAUCAAGCAGCUCGUAAUCCAGAGAAUACAGUAUUCGAUGCAAAACGAUUGAUUGGACGACGUUUUGAUGAAGAAACAGUUCAAUCAGACUGCAAACAUUGGCCAUUUGGCGUAAAAGGAAAACAAGGAAAACCAGUGAUCGAAGUGGAAAUGAAAGGAGAAAAGAGACAGUUCAAUCCAGAAGAAAUCUCAGCAAUGGUACUUCAGAAAAUGAAGGAAACUGCAGAGACAUACCUGGGACAUGCAGUCAAGGAUGCAGUGAUUACUGUACCUGCAUACUUCAACGACAGUCAGAGACAAGCAACCAAAGAUGCAGCUACCAUUGCUGGACUCAAUGCCAUCCGAAUCAUCAAUGAACCGACUGCAGCUGCUCUUGCUUAUGGAUUGGAUAAAGGAAUCAGUGAAGAGAAGAAUGUACUGAUCUUUGAUCUUGGAGGAGGUACUUUUGAUGUUUCAAUCCUUUCAAUUGCUGAAGGAUCAAUCUUCGAAGUCAAGUCCACAGCUGGAGAUACUCAUCUUGGAGGAGAGGAUUUCGAUCAAAGAAUGCUCCAACACUUUAUGAAUGAAUUCAAAAGAAAGACCGGAAAGGAUAUCUCGCCAAAUCCACGUGCCAUCCGACGUCUCCGAACCGCCUGUGAACGUGCCAAGAGAACACUUUCUAGUUCAUCGGAAGCCACUGUUGAAGUGGAUUCUCUUUUCGAAGGAAUCGAUUUGUGCUCAAAGAUCACUCGUGCUCGAUUCGAGGAACUCUGUGCUGAUCUAUUCCGAAAAACUCUUGAACCAGUUGCGAAGGCUCUUCGAGACGCAAAACUCGACAAAUCCAAGAUUGAUGAGAAGAUGCUCAAGGACUUUUUCAACGGAAAAGAACUGAAUUGCUCAAUCAAUCCAGAUGAAGCUGUUGCAUUCGGAGCUGCAGUUCAAGCAGCUGUACUUUCUGGAGUCAAGGAUCACACAAUCAAAGAUGUAUUGCUGGUUGAUGUUGCUCCACUGAGUCUUGGAAUCGAGACAGCUGGUGGUGUGAUGACCAAUCUCAUUGAUCGAAACACCAGAAUUCCAACAAAGGCAUCGAAAACAUUCACUACAUAUGAUGAUAAUCAACCAGGAGUCUCAAUUCAAGUAUACGAAGGAGAACGUGCGAUGACUCGGGAUAACCAUCGUCUUGGAACAUUCGAAUUGAGUGGAAUUCCACCAGCUCCACGAGGUGUUCCUCAGAUUGAAGUCACUUUUGAUAUCGAUGCAAAUGGAAUUCUGAAUGUGUCGGCUGAGGAUAAAUCGACUGGAAAAACGAAUCGGAUCACAAUUCGAAAUGAGAAAGGACGAUUGUCUCAAUCAGACAUUGAUCGAAUGGUUAACGAGGCAAAACAAUUCGAAAAGGAAGAUGGAGAACAACGAGAACGUGUGAUGGCUCGUAAUCAGUUGGAGGCAUAUGCAUUCCAAGUCAAACAAGCUCUUGAUGAAUACGGAUCAAAAUUGCCAUCUGAAGAUUCGAAUCGUGCGAAAGAAGCUGUUGAAGAGACUCUCCGUUGGUUGGAUUCAAAUCAAUUGGCUGAAAAGGAUGAGAUUGAGGCAAAGGAUAAGGAAUUGAAUAGUGUCUGUCAAUCAAUUCUCUCCAAAAUGCAUCAAUCUGGACAACAACAACCUUCUGGAUGUGGAAAUCCUGGAUCUUCUGGAUUCAAUUCAAACAACUAUCCACAGGGACCAACUGUUGAAGAGGUCGAUUAA